GCGUAAACCUCGUUCGCUGGGCUGGUUUGUGUGAGAGAAGAACUGAAGGAGAUUGUUUCUGGUUAGCUGUGGGUUAAUAUUAUGCGAAAGAUGCUAACCAUCAUUUCUAACGUUCUGAGGGGAAGCGCCAGCAGGAAUGGAGCCGAACUGGUAUCAGAGGGUGCAAGAGUGGUGGUAUCUGCCAGGACCUAUGCAGACUUUACCCCUCAAGCCACCUUUGAUAUUAAGAAAUGUGACUUACACAAGCUGGAGGAGGGCCCACCACUGCAGGCCGUGCUUACAAGAGAGGAGGGGCUUCAGUACUACCGCAUGAUGCAGACCAUGAGACGUAUGGAGCUCAAAGCCGAUCAGCUCUAUAAGCAGAAGAUCAUCAGGGGCUUCUGUCACCUUUAUGAUGGACAGGAAGCGUGUGCAGUGGGUAUUGAGGGAGGUAUUAAUCUAUCAGAUCAUCUCAUCACAGCGUAUCGUGCUCAUGGGUAUACUCUCACUAGAGGGGGCACCGUUCGUGAGAUCAUGGCAGAGCUGACUGGUCGUAGAGGAGGCAUUGCCAAAGGAAAGGGAGGGUCUAUGCAUAUGUACACUAAACAUUUUUAUGGAGGAAAUGGAAUUGUGGGAGCUCAGGUGCCUCUUGGGGCAGGUGUAGCGUUGGCCUGCCAAUACCUGGGCAAGAAUGAGCUGUGUGUCUGUCUCUAUGGUGAUGGUGCUGCAAAUCAGGGUCAGAUCUUUGAAACGUAUAAUAUGGCAUCUCUGUGGAAGCUGCCCUGCAUCUUCAUUUGCGAGAAUAACAAAUAUGGCAUGGGUACUUCUGUGGAGAGAGCGGCGGCUAGUACUGACUACUACAAGAGAGGCGAUUUCAUCCCUGGAUUGAGGGUGGAUGGCAUGGAUGUCCUUUGUGUAAGGGAGGCCACCAAAUUUGCUGCUGAACACUGCAGAUCAGGAAAGGGUCCCAUUUUGAUGGAGCUCCAGACCUAUCGUUACCAUGGACACAGUAUGAGUGACCCAGGAGUCAGUUAUCGCACACGUGAGGAAAUCCAGGAAGUGCGCAGUAAGAGCGACCCGAUCUCGAUGCUGAAGGAUCGCAUGCUGAGCAACAACAUGGCCAGCGUGGAGGAGCUUAAGGAGAUUGAUGUGGAGGUAAGGAAGGAGAUUGAAGAUGCCGCUCAGUUUGCCACCACAGACCCCGAGCCUCCACUGGAUGAUCUUUGCAACCACAUCUUCUACAAUGACCCUCCUAUGGAAGUGCGUGGAACCAACCCCUGGACCAAGCUCAAGUCCAUUAGCUAAAUCGCCUUCCUUAUCAUCCCAAGUCCCUUCCUCUUCCUACCAGUACACCCUCUCCUGUUGAAGCGCACAGCGAAAUAUGAUCACCUCCGAUGUGGCUAUAGGUUUCAUAGACAGUUAUUGGGAAACAGCCACAUUGAGAUAAGUUGCCUCAUUUCACAUGUUAUCAUUGCCUUGUUUUCUUGUUGUCUUCAUCAAUUGCAAUACUGACCUUCAAUAUAAAUUUCAAAACCUAGAUUGUUUAGAUCUCAUAUUGGAAAUAUAUGAAUAAACAUGGUUUGGCUUGGAGUAAUCGGGACUUUUCUAAUGUCUCCAAUGCCCCUGUUGUUUAUUACCCAAUGUCUAUGCCAUGGCAGAAUAUUUAGCUCAUGUCCGUACAUCACAAACACCUACCAUUGUUGUUCACUUUAUAUAUCAGCUGGAGUGUGUGUUUUGGCUAAGGUGUUGGCAACCACUUUGUAGUCCUAAUUUGACAAAAUAUUUAAAGGUAAAAGUUUAUUGACAUUUAUAAAUUAUAAAUCUGUGUGGCCAUAUAAAAAAAGUUUUUGUGAUAUUUAAGGGAUUUAAAAUAGAAUAUUUCAUUUUGGUUGUAUUUUAACACUCUUCAACACAAAAUAAAAUUUGAAAUAAACAGAUGAAAAUGUGGCUUUAGAAUGGAAAAUGAUUAAUAGAUUCUUUUUACCCUUUCACUCUCUUCAAUGUUUAUUUAAAACAGGGGUUUUGUUUUUCAUGUAUUUAUUAUGAAAAAUUGCAUUUGUUACAGACAAUGUUACUGGGGAUAUAACUUCACAUUUGGCAAUUCCAAUGUAUUAAUGGCUGUUUUAAUAGAAUCUUUGUUUAAAAUCUCUUGAGAAUCAGGAAAGUAACAGUUGUUGCAAUAGAUGUUAGGAUGCUGUUGAGAUGCUGAAGGGGAAAUCAAGGUCACAAGUUAAAACUUCAUGCCGCAUUGACGAGGAUGAGUCAACAAGAAAAGGCAAUCUGUGUGUCAUACAAUGUGGUAUUUAUACCAUACAGCUACAAAUAAAUAUUUCAAAUACAA
Molecule: messenger RNA, 2320 nt
Organism: Onychostoma macrolepis
Lineage: Eukaryota; Metazoa; Chordata; Actinopteri; Cypriniformes; Cyprinidae
Gene: pdha1a
Product: pyruvate dehydrogenase E1 subunit alpha 1a
Exons: 12
Coding region: 82-1284 (400 amino acids)
Biological process (GO): pyruvate decarboxylation to acetyl-CoA
Cellular component (GO): intracellular membrane-bounded organelle
Molecular function (GO): pyruvate dehydrogenase (acetyl-transferring) activity
Source: RefSeq, a predicted model, not a curated record